UACCUUUAAAAUAUAUAUUUUUAAUUCUGAGGUAAUGGACAAACCUGGUGAAGUUCAACGCCCAGCACAGAACCAUGGACACGGAGAGUCUGCAAACGGAUCGGUUCCAUCCGCAGCCGAAGACAAAGAUAAGUCUGCGGAGGAGAUGGACACACCAAUGGACACAAGUGGACCAACUGAUUGUGCCCUCACACUUGUAGUAAUUGGAGAUAUGAUUUCUGUUGAGGCUGGAGCAAACAACAUCUUACUUGAUGAUGAGCAAAGACAUUUUUCAUCCAAACUUUAUGACUUGUGUGGUCAGCACAUAUGUGUUGUUAACUUACUUGGUCAACAAAGCAUUGAAAACAUCUCUUUAAAUCAGAAAACGAAUGUCUUUCUCCUCCUGAUCCCAAAAGGCCAACAUGGCAGCCAUUAUAAAUCAGGAGUGCAGUGGUUAGAAAAAACAUUUGGCAGACAAUCACUGGCAUAUUUAAUGACAGUUGUGACCUCUAAUUCAGGUGAAGAGUGUGAUGGUGCAUUAAAAGACCUGAAAACUUUUGACGGUUUUGAUGAAAAAAGAUAUCACACAUGUACAAGGACUAUGGCAGAGGCAGAGGAGAUAGCAGAUCUACUGAAAAAAAUAAACAUUAUGGUCUCUGAAAUUAGUCCAUGCUGCUACAGUGGACUGGUGUGUGGUGAAAAUCCAGCAGAGGACAAACCUCGGGAGUCCACAUCGCUGGGAGAGUUGAAAGAUCAAACAGGAACGUCAAAUGAGAAAGUAUGUGGAAACACAGCAAAGCAGCCAGUAAAGGAUUCAAAUGAAAUCUGUCAGCAGCCAGUAAAGGAUUCAGAUGAAAUAUGUCAGCAGCCAGUAAAGGAUUCAGAUGAAAUCUUUCAGAAGCAGCAACAAGAAGAAAUAGAAACACUGUUUGGCAGACUUCACCUUCAGAAUAAACUUCAACAAAAGAUGUCCAAAGCUGACUUUCUUCAAAUAAGUCAAAUUAUAACACAGUGCUAUGACACAUCUGAAAAAGACCUAGCAUAUCGUUAUCUUCACAAGUUAAUUAUGUUAGAUUACAGAGCCAGAUAUAUUCCUGUUAAACAAGACAUUAUUGAAGUUACUGAUCCGAAGCCUGUUUUGAUGUCUGACACAAGUGAAACAGAUGAUGAUCUAGAGGACCUUUUGGAAACCACUGUAACCACAAAUCCGCUCAAACCGACUCAUGUACAUCCGAUGGAUGUUCAGAUGGCAGUAUUUCACUGCUCAGACAGCUUCCUCAGGCAGCUCAUGAUAACAAAGUUGUCACAGUGCCAGUAUGCCUUACCGUUACUUGUUCCUGAUCCAUUUACAAGGAAAACUGAGUGUCCUUUGUGGGCCUUCAGACAGAUAACAAAAACAUGGAAGGUAACCAAAGGUGAUUCAAAUAUCACCAUGAAGAGUAUUCCAAUCUACAAAGCUGAGACACCCAUGGUGUCUUUUUUCCGACUGGGUUCACUAUCAGUGUCUAAGUCUGAGCUAAUGAACUCUUUGAUCAAUGACCGCCACAGCACGUUCUUCCAUAGAAACUGUGCUGGAAGCACCAAAUCUUGUUAUUUAAUGGACGGUGUUACAGAGAUUGCCUGGUACUGCCCUGCUGGAAAACCCAACGAUGCCUUCAAUGACUGCAUUGCCUUUUGUAAUCUUCAUGGGGAUGCUUUGAUGAUUGAAAAACGAGACAUAUUGAUCGAAAAAUCAUCAAUUAAUGUUGUGCUGGUGCCAAAGCUCCAAAAAAAUGACAAGAGUUGGCCAAUAACAGCAGCACUCUUUAAAAUGAAAAAGCCUCUGAUUUGUCUCAUUGUUGAUGAUGCUUGUGAUGCUGUUCAAAUUAAAAAGGGAAAAUACAAAAUGGGACUUAAAAAAAGAAGCCAGUCAGAUGUUUCGGGAGAACUUAAAAGAAUCAUUAAAGAAGUUUUGUCUUCUGAUGAUCCCUCCAUUUUGAAAACGUCCUUCCAGCUUGAAACCAUGGCUGAGGUCUCUGGAAUCAAGGUAGAUGAAAGUAACCGUGAGUGUCAAAAUGGAAAGAUUUCUGCUACGAAAAUAGCUAAUUUGCUUCAGGAUAAAGACGUUUCAACAAUCAAAGAUGAAUUUCUUCCUUGUCAAGGUGAACUGUUGCACAAGUGGUGCCAGAUAAACAAAGAUCUCUAUCAUCUCAAAGGACAGUCCAUUGAAAAGGAAAAAUCAAUAAAGGAAAGACAACUGAUGGAACUACGUCAGGAACAAUGUGCUGUUUCCUGCAGUGAACUGAUAAAGUUGUUCACUGAAAGCCACUGGUCAAAAGACGAAUAUUUUCUGAAAUGGACUCAGAUUCUGACAGAUGCCCUCUCCACAGACGAUAUUUCUUCGAUUCUCCAAAACUAUGAUAACACCUGGUCUGAGGUGUUGGCUUUGAAGAACAAACACGUCAAAUCAGACGUUUUGGAAGCCAAAAAAGCAGAGCUUGAAUGCUUAUCAAAAAAGCUGCAAUCUGCAACGUUUGGCUUGGAGCACAUUUUUAGAGAAAUAGGGCAGAUCUAUGAGGCUCAAAAAACAUGUCACCCAAACAGCAGACGGGGGAAUUGGUCCAAGUACCCAAAGCUAGCUGCAGAUCUACUGAUUUCUGGACAACCUUUGGAGCUGCUGGAUGGAGAUGCAGGUCAUGUUCCUCUGAAGUGGAUUUCUGGUCUUUUAGAGGAAGUCAUCAAGAAGCUAGGUGACCAGAAAGUGUUUGUGCUGUCAGUUCUGGGCGUACAGAGCAGUGGAAAAUCUACAAUGCUGAAUGCUAUGUUUGGACUACAGUUUGCAGUGAGUUCUGGCAGGUGCACCAAAGGUGCCUUCAUGCAGCUGGUCAAAUUAUCAGCUGAGAUCAAGAAGGGCUUUAAGUUUGACUAUAUUUUAGUGGUGGACACUGAAGGACUGCGUGCUCUUGAGCUAGGAGGCAACACAUCUCUUCAUCAUGACAACGAACUGGCAACAUUUGUUGUUGGUGUGGGAAACAUGACAUUGAUCAACAUCUUUGGAGAGAAUCCAGCUGAGAUGCAAGAUGUUCUGCAGAUUGUUGUUCAAGCUUUCAUGAGAAUGAAAAGAGUUAAACUUACUCCAAGUUGCGUUUUUGUUCAUCAGAAUGUCACAGAUGUUGCAGCAGCAGAAAAAAACAUGGAUGGAAAAAGACGCCUGCAAGAAAAACUGGACGAAAUGACCAAACUAGCAGCCAAAGAAGAGGAUUGUGAAGCAGAGUGCUUCAGUGAUGUUAUUGAAUUUGACGUCCAAACAGAUGUAAAGUACUUAGCCCAGCUGUGGGAAGGCAGUCCACCUAUGGCUCCUCCAAAUCCAGGUUACAGUGAGAGCAUCCAAGAACUGAAGAAUGUUAUUCUCUCUAAAGCUUCAAAGUCCGAUGGGAUCAGUCUUUCACAGCUCAACUCUAAUAUUCAGGACCUGUGGAUGGCACUUCUAAAUGAAAAUUUUGUUUUCAGCUUUAAAAACACACUGGAAAUUGCAGUGUACAGGAAACUUGAGGUCCAGUAUGGAAACUGGACCUGGGCCAUCAGGAGCAACAUGUUGGCCAUUGAAAACCAGCUCUAUAACAGAAUUGAAAAUGGAGACCAUAACAAGAUUGAGACAAGUUAUCUCAAUCAAGAAACGGACACAACAUUUGAAGACAUUAAAACGAAAAUGAUAAGGUACUUUGAGGAUGAAAAGGAGAAGGAAAUGUUGGUUCAGUGGCGAGGCCGAUUUGAAAGCAAGUUCAAAGAGUUUCGUGAUGAACAGGUGAAAGUAGUUAAAAGAAAACUGGAUGAAAUUAUUGAACAGAAGAAUGCUCGGAAAAAGAUGGACGAUAAGAAGACAGUCUUCGAGACUAAACUGCUACUGAAGAGCAAAGAACUAGCUCAGCAGUUAAAAGAUAAGGCCAAAGAUGAAAAAGAACUGCUAAAGGAAUUCAGCUCAGUUUGGAAAACCUGGGUUACUGAAUUAACAAGAAAUACAGAACCUGUUGCGGACAUCAACUUGGAAGAGGAUCUGUCAACCAUCCUUAGAGAACUUGGUGUGGAAGAAAAACACAUCGAUGAAUCCAAAACACGUGGAAGAUACAAAAACAUCUCUAAAAUGGGUAACUAUAAAGAUUAUAUCAUCUUCCAUAAGAAACAUCUCCAUGAAUCAAGUGGACAACCUGAAAAUGAUGAGAGAAAAAACAAAGACACAGACAAACCAGGAAAUGCAGUAUUUACAUUUUUCAAAGGAAUUUUUAACAUUGGCUCGUCAAAGAAUCAGAACUCUGACAGUGAUCUUUCUUAUCAAAAGCAAGAACAGAUCAGGGAACUCAUUACCAAAGCUACAGAAAUGUCCCUCAAUGCAAUUAAAAAAAACCCUGUUGCUACAAGAGGCUACCAAGCAACGUACUUGCAAGAAAUGAUCCAACUAGUCAUAGAAAAUGUGGAAAAAUCUGAGUGGAAAUAUUCUUUAAAAAGGGAGUUUACAAUUGAUCUCAUCCUAUAUGUGUUUGACUUUGCCAAAAAAUGGCUUCUGGAGUCCCAGGAGAAAUUCAAAAAGAACAAUGAUGCACUCAUUUACCUGGAAAACAAAAAAGAGGAAUAUUACAAUGUUUUCAAAAUCUUUUGUCAAGGAAGUUCCUCUGCAGUAGUCCUUGCUGAACUCAUCUGUGAAAAACUGAAAACAGCCAUCGUUGAAGUUGCUUACACAAAAACAGCCAUAGCUCUUGCUGGAGAGAUGAAGUGUAAUUUCCCCACAUUCAGUGGGACCAGACUAGAUUUGGAGAAACAUCUCUUGAAAUCACUCGCUGAGAAAGAGGACUUUGAGCGUUUCAUUGAAUACAUACAUUAUCCAAAGAAUCAAUCAGAGGCCUUCAUAAAAGCAGAAGUACAGGGCUAUAUCUUCAAAAAUCACAGCGAUAAAGUAGAAAAUACUUUCAAAAAACAUCUCGAAGAUGUCCAUGCACUUGUGAGUCAAGCUUUGUUUACUGCAUCAAAGAAAGUCCAAACUCAUCAUGGAAACACAAACAUGUGGCUGAAUGAAUUAUCCAGUGUGCUCAAAGAUGAGCUAAGAUUUGAUAGUUCUAGUUUUCAAAACUUUGAUGACAUAAAUGACUUUGACUUCCUCAUGAAAGAAGCAGAUAAAAAACUUGAAUCAGUCAAGAAGCAAACCAGCAGUUUCUCUCUGGAUGAAAUGAACAAAGCAAGAAAAACGCCUGAAGAAAUCCUCGUUGAACAUCUGUGCAAGUGCUGUUGGGUGAAGUGUCCGUUCUGUUACGCUGUGUGUACAAACACAGUGGAAGACCACAGUCCUGAUGAUCACAAUGUACCUUUCCAUCGAUCCUCUGCUGUCAAUGGAACUCACUACAGAAACACGGAUAUCUUCAGCAUUGAGUUCUGCACAUCAGAAGUUGCAAGUAAUCACAGUUUUUAUCCUGACAGUUCAGACAGAACCAUUCCCUAUAAACUAUACAGAACUGCUGGUCCAGAAUACGCCUCCUGGAGAAUCACCCCUGAUGAGUCCAAACUAUCCUACUGGAAAUGGUUUGUGUGUAGAUUUAAAGAAGAUCUGGUCAAGCACUAUGAAUAUAGAUUUGAUAAAUAUGGAGAGAUUCCCCAAGAUUGGUUUAAAAUCUCUAAAGAAGAAGCCAUAAAAAGCCUGGAAGAAAUGUGUCAAUGA
Nematolebias whitei (Rio pearlfish) is the source of this 5662-nucleotide messenger RNA. RefSeq names its product interferon-induced very large GTPase 1-like. The transcript has 5 exons. The record is from RefSeq and is a predicted model, not a curated record. Gene Ontology annotation, molecular function: GTP binding. NCBI's taxonomy places the organism in Eukaryota, Metazoa, Chordata, Actinopteri, Cyprinodontiformes, Rivulidae. Bases 35 to 5662 code for a protein of 1875 amino acids.